GGGAACACACCCCGCCACUUCCUUUACUCAUCUAAAACUUGCUGCAACUGCCAACUUUUGACCUCACGACGAAUGUGAGCCCCUCUAGCUACCCCAUUCACGAACUGGUGACGCUUCCCCCGUCCGAAAUUUGGCGCUACACUUGAAGGAAGGGGCGAAGAAGUCUUGCGAUGGCGGGCCAAGGCAGCCGGGUACCCCAAGACAUCUCCGAGAAUGUUCGGGCAAUUUUGGGGAAAGGGAUAAAAGUUGGAAUGAAGAAACUGAUCAAGCUACAAACCGGUAGCAAGGAAGAGACGAAAGUUUUGGCUUUGUCACAAUCCAGAGCUUUCAUUUUUUCAGCUAAGGUGCCUACGAAGCUGGAGUCCAGUUUCCACUAUCUGAAUAUACAGAGCAUCGCAAGUCUAAAAACAAAACAGCUCCACAUUGAAGCAGAGGACAAGAGGAAUGUUUUUAAGCCCAUCGAGGCUGAGGAUGCUGAACACAUCAUAGGACACAUCGGGGUCUCACUUAAGAGGACCUUCCCUGACAUUCCCAGACCAUUACAUAACCUGCUCCCCAGCCUGCUGAUAGAACCGUUAGAGCGGAUGAAGAAUGUACAGCGGGCAGUCGACACCAUGGGCAGCAAGGAAAAAGGACCCUGUGGUGGUUUUUCUGCCAUGUACACCUGCAUGUGUGACUUUCACAACCUCCCAGUCAGAGAGGAGGUCAUCUGGGAUGUGGACACAAUUUACCUGUCUCAGGCCAACAGAGAACUCUGUUUAGAUGACUUCAACCACAUGGACAGCAAAGACCUGGGUCCUAUCAUCUCAGCACUGGAACACAAUACCUGGUUUACCAAGCUGUCAUCUUACCACACAAGACUGGCUGAGCACAGUGACCAGCUGUGUAAGGUGAUGAAGAAAAAUGCCAAACUUGAGGAGCUUGUCUUGGAGAAUGCUGGCCUUAACAAGGAGUUUGCCAAGCACAUGGCCACAGCCCUGCUGUCCAACACUAACAGUGCUCUGCACACUGUAAGCCUGUCGCACAACCACUUAGAGGACAGGGGAGUGAAUGCUAUCAGUGGACCCAUCUGUAAACUUCCCAGAGGUUUGCAGCACUUGAACCUGACCAAAGUUGGCAUGACUGCUAAAGGUGUGAGUCACCUGGCCCUACAGCUGAUGUCCACCAGCCAGUCCCUCAAACAGCUCCACCUAGCAGACAACAUGUUCAGGGCAGAGGAUAUUCUGAAUCUCCAAGGUGUUUUUGCCCAGCCCAAUGGUAUAACUCACUUGGACCUGGCAGGAACUGAGUGUGCUAUUGAUCCAUUAUUUGGUGCCUUCAAAAGGGGCUGCAUCCAGCACAUACAGUAUCUAAGUCUGGGCAGAAACACCUUCACCCACAAAAAAUCCAAGGAACCUGUGAUUGCCAGUGCAUCAUUUAAAGAGUUCUUUCUUAAUUGUCAGUCUCUGAAGCACGUCAGUUUGUCUGGGACAAAGCUACCACCAGAUGCUGUCAAGUCCUUGUUCCUGGGUCUGUCAGGUAACUUUGUCCUGAGGGACGUGCAUGUGGACCUGAGCAACUGUGAGCUGAAGAAGACAGGAGGAGAGAUGUUGGAGAGUACCAUAGCCAAUGUACCCUGUAUUGCAACUCUGGACAUCAGUGACAAUGGAUUUGAUGAACAUAUGGAGACAAUGCUGAGCUGGAUCGGGCAGAACAAGGCCAUCAGAUAUCUGAACAUCAGCAAGAACUUUUCAGGAAUCAGACCCAGACAUCUCCCUAAAGUGUUAGAAGCAGUAAAGAAACUUAUUCAAGAGGACAACUCCAGUAUUGACUCUCUGUGUUUAGCUGACUCAAAGCUGAAGGAGAAUUUGAUACCCAUUUUGAACGUGUUGGGAAGCAACAACUCCCUCACAAGUUUGGAUAUAAGUGGUAACGGUAUGGGUGACUUUGGUGCCCGCAUGUUAUCCAAAGCACUGCAGAUCAACAGCAAGCUAAGGACCAUAAUGCUGGACAAAAAUGGCAUCACCACCAGGGGAUUCCAGGACCUUGGAGCUGCACUAGAAAAGAACCACACGUUACAGAACAUGCCCACCCCAGUUAGUGAUGCAUCACAGGCCCUGAGGAUGGAUGAAGCUGGAACUGAGGAGGCACUGCAAAAGAUUGAGACCUUGUUGCUGCGGAACCAACGUCCCCUGAAGAUGACCAGUGACCGGAUCUACCGGCUGCAGCAGGGCGUCCUCAUCACCACCGCACAACAGAUGGUGGAGCAGCUGUCGCGGAAGGUGCAGGACAUCAGGGCGGUUCUGAAGGACAGUAAGUCCCCGCAGGUGCAGGCCGCGCUGCAGGAGUCUGACAGGCUCAUUUCAGAUGCAGACAACUCCAAACAGCUCCUACCCCUCCUGUACAAGCAGGGGGCUGGGACGGAGGGGGAGCAGCACCCCCUGGAGACCAAACUGGGCAGCCUGACCAAGCAGAUGCAGGAGGAGACAGACAGACACAUGGCCUCCUCUGUGGACAACGUCCUGAAGUAUGGCCAGCAGCAGUGUCCACACAUCCUCCAAACUCAGGGGCUGAAGCAGGCUCUAGAGCAGGAGUGUCGGGACAAGAGUAAGCUGCCAGACAAACUAGUGGAAGACGCCAUAGUCAACCAGGCAGGGACAACCAUUGUCAACAAAGUCAGAGAGAGUGAGCUGCACAUCGCCACCUUUGUGUCAGACAAAGUCAUUGAGGAGCUACUGGAAUCCCUGGCUAAGAACCACGCUACCUUGAGCGCACAGUUCCGUGAGCAGCGCAAGCAGGAAGCCCAAGGUCGUUCCUCCUCCAAGCAAAAUAUUGCGCAGAACCACGUGGAACCUGAGCCUGCUAGCCCGUCCCACAGACCGACAGAGGUGGAGAAACCAGAGGAAUCACCGCAGUCCCCCACAGCCAGCCCUCCUGACGCUAAACUGAACCAGGUUCAGACCCCCUCCCCACAGUUGUCACCAAAGAUAGACAACAAGAGGAGGAGUGUUGUGCAGAGGAUGCAGAGACCCAUGUCUAUAAUGGGAGAGGAAAACGUCAAGCUAGACCUGUCCUCUGGAUCAGAUGAAGACCAGUCAGGCAGGCAGACCAUCUCUUCUGUUGAGGAAGAACCAAUGUAUGAAGAUAUUGACUCUGGUCCCAAAGCAGAAGAAUCCACACAACCGGUAGCACCCAGCAGAAAAAGCAGGAGGAAGCCUGAAAAGUCGUCUUCAACCGGGAGUUCUUCCUCAAACGACGUGUCAGAGCUUCCAACAGAAGGAGCUCGUCUGGAGCACCUCACCAAGGGCAGGAUAAAGGCUCCAAAGACAGCGGGGGUGCGACGGAGACCGGUACCGAACAGGGGCGUGCCCAACAGUGUGGAAAACAGCCCAGAAGGAACAAUGGACGCUGGGCUGGAUGACUUCUUUGAGAAGAAAGCCUUGGACGUUGUUCUGAGUGAAGAGACUCAUGCUGUUAAUGGGGAAAAUCUUUCCCCCAGAUCUCCACCUGCAGCAGGCCCCUCAUCACUGCAGAAGGAGGAAAGUCAGAGGAAGAAGAAGAAGUCCAUGUUCUCGCAGUUAUUCCAGAAGUCCCCCGGCAGGUCUAAGGAGAAGAGCCCAGAGGUCGCUCAGAAGAAAUCGCUGGAGAAGACCAGACCUCCUCCUGCCCCAACCCCGUCCCCACCUCCUGUUAAAGAGGAGAGAGAGGAGAGGUCUUCACCUGAACAAACUGAAACCAAGCCCACCGCCAUACAAGAAGAGGAGGAGGAAGUGGAGGACACAGAAAAGGUGGAGGAACAGCCGACACCGGAGGAGAAGCCUCGCUCCUCAGAUGCUGAGGAGAACCCCACAGACGACGCUCCAGAAGACGCCGAGGAAACUCCCGCCGUGAAGGAGCCGGUGGCCCUGCGGCGGCCCGCGGGUGUUCCUAAGGGUUUCCCGGGCAUGAGUGGGGGACUGCUGGCUGAGAUGAAGAAAAAACAGGAGAAGAGGGCCACCAUGUUGCCUCCUCCAGAAAUGUUUCAGGACUCGAGAAUGUUGACUCGGUCAAAUUCACAUUCUCCAAAUCGAUCUCCUUCAUUUCCAAGAGCAAAGUCUGCAUCACCUGUACAAGACUCCUCCACAUCCCCAUCUGUCUCACCUGGCAGCAUCAGGAGGAGGGAAGAGAAGAACACCGCAGCAUCCCCAAGCCUGGAGAACAAGCCGGCAAUAUCUCCCAGCAUGCUGAGGAGGCACAACAAGGACGACAGCCCCACUGCCUCCGCCGAGGGUCUCCCUCCCAAACCUGCCAAACGGAGGUCACGUGACAGCGCUGUCCUGGAACCAAACGGCCCCAACAAGACUACAGACCCCUCCAAGUCCCCUACAAGUCCUAUAAAGGAGGAUACCAGUGAGAGGAACAAGAUCUCACCAGCUGUGAAGGCUAAGCCCAAGCCUCCCGCGACUCGACCCAAGCCGCUAGCGAAGCCUAAGGUGCCGGUGCGACCAAAAUCAGCAGAAGUUGGAAAACUACUGCUGGAAGAAAGCAGCAAAAAACCAGAACCCAUGGAGAGGCAGCUUCCUCCUAGAGCUGCCGCAUCGGCUGAAAAGAUAAACAUUCCGAAACUUAAAGAUGAUAUGGAGGACCCACCUCAAGGAAAGUCUGAGGAAAAAAACAAGGAAGGAAAGGACAGCACUGAAUCACCUGAUGCCACAGAUUCUAAUCCUAACCUUGAAGUGCCUAAAGUGUGCGUAGAAACAGCAGAGGCUGUCCCUAAACCAGAAGGGGACACACCGGAGGUGAAGGGACGGGACAGCACCCUAACCAGCACUCACCAGCCCUCAGAAAACAAUCAUGGUAACCCCACAGAGUCGGAAGACAGCCCGGCCGCUAACGCGCCCAGCAAGCGGCCCUCGGUGAUGGACAGAAUCAAGAGUUUCUCAGGGAAGGACGAGGACGUUCCCAUGAAGGCAAAGUCACGAUCUCUGCCUCGUGAUCUAGACUCGACCGCAGAAGUUCCAGAGCCCGCGGCUAUCCCCAGGUCCCAGUCCAUGGACAGUGCAGACAAACUGAAGCCAGCAAACGGAGAGAAGAGCGAGAAAGAAGAGGAAACUGCUAAAGAUGAUGUUCAGAAGGAGUCAGAGGAGACUCAAGUCAUGGUGUGAUGUACAAAUAGAUGCUAAUUAUAGCCUACUAGUUUAUUAUAUGCAGUUGUAUCCUGUCUAUGUUGUUAUUAUAAGGCCACACCAAUUUAAUCUGUUGUUUCGCAGAUUCGCCCUCUCCAUUUUUUUCUGAUUUGCAAAAAGAAAAAUUUUAG
Molecule: messenger RNA, 5275 nt
Organism: Branchiostoma belcheri (Belcher's lancelet)
Lineage: Eukaryota; Metazoa; Chordata; Leptocardii; Amphioxiformes; Branchiostomatidae
Product: F-actin-uncapping protein LRRC16A-like
Exons: 44
Coding region: 171-5123 (1650 amino acids)
Biological process (GO): regulation of Arp2/3 complex-mediated actin nucleation; cell migration
Cellular component (GO): plasma membrane; lamellipodium
Molecular function (GO): protein binding
Source: RefSeq, a predicted model, not a curated record